AUGCCUAGGGUUGAAAGCUUGCUACUCCUUUUCAUGUUGUCCAUUCCUUUCUCCCAAGCUUGGUCCAUUGAUUACCCUAGCCCCAUCGCCAACCUUCCUGCUAUAUGGACCAACAAUGAAGCUACUAUCCCUUACAAUACAACCUAUGCUGACGGUUCCAUGAUCAGAGUCAUUCUUGUCAGGCAGAAGCCUGCUGGGUUUGGUCCAUCCUUCGGCUGUGGCUUCAUCUGCACUGCGCCCUGCAAGGUCUUCCUCUUUGCAGUCUUCUUUAUGUCCAUCGGAGAUCCAAACGACCCUGCCUUCAAUGCCUCGGCAACGCCAAGGAUCGUCUGGACAGCCAACAGGUACCGCCCAGUGAAGGAGAAUGCAUCAGUGCAGUUUAACAAGGAUGGAAAUCUCGUUCUGAGAGACUUCGAUGGUUCACUGGUCUGGUCCACGACUACAUCAGGCAGCUCGGUUGUUGGCAUGAACCUUGCUGAGACUGGGAAUCUGAUACUCUUCAACGUGAUGGGGAAGACGGUGUGGGAAUCGUUUGCACACCCAACUAACACUCUCCUCAUUGGGCAGUCACUGUGGCAAGGGAAGAGGCUUAGUUCCUCUUUUUCGGAGACAAAUAGUACUCAAGAAGGUCAGUUCUACCUCACUCUGCUCGACAAUGGCCUCUAUGCUUUCAUUGAUGCAGACCCUCCACAGUUUUAUUAUCAGAAAAGCUUUAAUAUAGCUGAUGCAAUAGUUCAAUCAAAGAGAAACAUAUCCUCUGAUCAAGUGAAGAAUAGCACGGCUUACAUUUCCUUCUUACAAGGGAGCUUCUCAGCAUUUCUUAGCUUCAACAGCACAGACAUCAAGUUAUUCGACAUCUCUCUGCCUUUGCCAUCUUCAGCACAAUUCAUGAGUCUUGAGGAUGAUGGGCACCUGAGAGUUUAUGCAUGGGACAGUGUUUCAUGGAAAGCUCUUGCUGAUGUUUUGCAUGUGUAUCCUAAUGAAUGUGCAUACCCUACAGUAUGUGGAGCAUAUGGAAUCUGUUCACAAGGGCAAUGCAGUUGCCCACGUAGAAGUAAUGAUGAUGACCUUUUCCAUCAGUUGGAUGACCGGCAACCUAACCUGGGCUGCUCAUUAGAAACUCCUCUGUCCUGUGACCUGAUCCAAUAUCAUAAGCUUAUGGCACUCCCAAAUGUCACGUACUUCAAUUUUGCAAACAAUUGGAUUACCGAUGAAGAAAGCUGCAAGGAGGCAUGCUUGAAGACCUGUUCAUGCAAGGCAGCAUUUUUCCAGCAUCAAAAUGUUUCCAAGGGCUCCUGCUAUCUGGUGCCAAAGAUCUUUUCACUCAUGAAUUAUCAGCCAGAAGUGGCUGGUUACAAUUUAUCUGCAUAUGUCAAGGUGCAGAUGUUACCACCACCAUCAAGUAAGAGAAUAAAUGCAACUGCUUACCAUGUCGGUGUUCCUGUUCUGGUUGUAGUCAUCUGCCUACUCAUUCUCAUGAUCAGAAGAACAAUAGUGAAGAGGAUGGAAGAGGACGAUCCAUUUAAAGGAGUGGCUGGAAUGCCUACACGGUUUUCAUACAAACAGCUGAGAGAAGCAACCAAUAACUUCAGCAAAAAGCUGGGGCAGGGAGGAUUCGGGCCAGUGUAUGAGGGAAAACUUGGAAAUGUCAAGAUUGCUGUCAAAUGCUUGCGUGACAUUGGACACGGGAAGGAAGAAUUCAUGGCCGAAGUCACUACCAUUGGUAGCAUCCAUCAUAUUAAUCUUGUUAGAUUGAUAGGAUACUGCUCAGACAAAUUCCACAGGCUCCUUGUCUAUGAGCAUAUGAGCAAUGGGUCUCUGGAUAAAUGGAUCUUCAGAAAGAACAAAAGUGGUUCACUCAGUUGGGCAACUCGAUACAAGAUUAUCCUAGGCAUUGCAAAGGCUUUGGCCUACCUUCAUGAGGAAUGCCGCCAGAAGAUUGCUCAUCUUGAUAUUAAGCCAGGAAAUAUCCUCCUUGAUGACAAGUUCAACGCAAAGAUCUCUGACUUUGGUUUAGCAAAGCUUAUCGAUAGGGAUCAAAGCCAUGUGAUGACCAAAAUCAGAGGAACAAGGGGUUACCUAGCACCGGAAUGGUUGUCAUCAACAAUCACUGAGAAGGCUGAUAUCUACAGCUUUGGCGUAGUUGUGCUGGAAAUAGUGAGUGGAAGGAAAAACCUGGAAAACAAUCAGCCUGAGGGUAGCCCUAAUCUAAUUAAUAUACUGCAAGAGAAAAUGAAGGUUGGGCAAAUUCUGGAUAUAGUAGACAAUCAGGAUGAAGAUCUCCAGUUACAUGGAUCAGAAAUGACAGAAGUAAUCAAGCUAGCUGUCUGGUGUUUGCAGCGUGACUGCAGUAAAAGACCAGCCAUGUCACAAGUUGUCAAGGUCUUGGAAGGUGUUAUGGACACAGAAAGUACUGCAGGUCACGAUGCAACUGGCAGAGAUGGUAUUUUUGAUGCUUCAUCCCCUUUGUCCCCAGUGCCAGUGGCUGCACGAUAA
Messenger RNA from Miscanthus lutarioriparius, 2496 nucleotides. The record is from the annotation of a GenBank genome assembly. NCBI's taxonomy places the organism in Eukaryota, Viridiplantae, Streptophyta, Magnoliopsida, Poales, Poaceae.